UUCACUGAGGAGUGGACGUCCGCCGCGUGCUCGGUUCGCCGUCAGAACUUACUUCGCGGUGAACAGUUUAAACUUAACUUGAGACUGUCACGUAUAAAUAAUCAUAAUUGUUUCAAUGUCGAUUUUUUUUAUUAAUAUUUCAUUUGAAAUUAAAAUGAUGAAUUGACAUCUUUUGUUAAAUCUUUUAAAUUAUUUUGUGAACAAUCAUCAAAGUGUUGAAUAAUAUCAUUCGCGUUAAUGAAUACUAUCGUGGCUUUAAAACCUGAGACUCUGUGGGCGAGGAGGAUGUGAGCGGAGCUGCGGUCGCCCAGGAUAGACACCACGCUAGGUCGAAGUUAACGAACUACGACUGAGGACCGCCGCGGAGCCGACGGAACAGAAGCCAACGAAACGAAACACGGCCUGGUGUGACCCAGCAAAGGCUGACCAUGGAAGAUAAAACCUUGAGCCAGAAACGACACGCGCCGGCGACCAGGAACCACAUCGUCUAUACCGACCACAAAGGCAGAAAGAUCCCGUACGCGGACAAAAUCACCCCGGAGCCGAUCCUGAACAAAAACGGAGGGCGCGAUACAAAGGCGGACUCCAUCAGGAACAGUUAUAAUAGCCAAUUCAAAGUUGGCAUUUACGGCUGGAGAAAGAAAUGUCUCUACAUUCUAGUCAUGACGCUCAUGCUUAUGAUGAUUGUCAAUCUCGCCUUGACGCUGUGGAUUCUCAAAGUAUUGGAUUUCAAUUCGGAAGGGAUGGGUCAGCUCCGUAUAGUGCCGGGUGGGCUGCAGCUGCUGGGCCAGGCUCUCGUGCUGGACUCCCUGUUCGCGUCCAGCAUCAAGUCCCGCCGCGGCCAGCCCAUCGCCAUCGAGUCCUCCAGAAACUUUACGAUCUCAACCAGAGACUCGCACGGCAUGACACAGACCAGACUAUUCUUAGGUCAUGAUCGUUUAGAAGUGAACGUGGGUAAGCUGGAGGUGCGGGAUAGUAGAGGAAGCUUGGUGUUGGGGGCGGAGCGGGGCGCCGUCACCGUGGGCGCUGACAACCUGGUGGUGGCGAGUCCGGCGGGCGCCUCCUUCACCACGGCCGUGCAGACUCCGCUCGUCAAAUCGCCACCCUCCAAGCCCUUGACACUGGAGUCACCAACUCGUUCUCUGGAGAUGCACGCGGCGCAGAGCAUCUCCAUGGAGUCUCGUGCCGGAGACAUCAGCGCCAGCUGCCUCACCACCUUCAGACUGAGAUCCAUCGCUGGUGCGAUAAGACUGGACGCUCCGAGCAUAUACAUGCCCAAGUUGAAGUCGGCACUACCCCUGCCCCCGUCGGCGCACACCCACGACCCGCAUCAUCAGAAUAUCUACCAGCUGUGUGCGUGCGCCAACGGCAAGCUGUUCCUGGCGCCACCUCACGGAGUCUGCGCGGCCAGAGAUGAAAGCUUGAUCUGCCGAUGAUGUCACAAGUAGUCCGGAUCGUGUAAUAGUUGAUAGUGAACUGUUCUGAACGGUUUGCUUUCUAUGAAUAGUGAAAUGUAACAUUCAUUUAUCGUGUCUUAGAUGUACCAGUACAGCUUCACUUCAAUCUAAAUCGCUCUUAAUGGUUUGCGCGUUACGUGUAGAAUGAAAUAUUAUUUUAUCAUUGUUGAACUAUUUUUAUAGGUAAGUGUAAAAUUUUAUGCAUUUGUAAAACAAUGAUGCGCAUGCCUUCUCGAUAUAGACUUCUUUACGAACACAUUGUAACGGAUCAAAACUGUCUUGUCUACUUUGAUAUCAAUAGAUGCUAACAGGGUAGGUGUGUCGGGUCGUAUUGUCCAAAGCAUACUGACAGUAAGACUAAACUAAACACUGGAGGAACGUGGGACCAGCGACGCCGGUACUUUAUAUGUACUUAUUGUUAUCAACUUUCCGCGCAUCAUACAUCUACCCUCACGUCACUACACUAUAUUAUAUAAUACAAAGCUCUGUUGUAUCUGACAGUCGAAACAAUAUUCUUAAACGAAUUGUUUAUUUCGUUUAAUAGCGUUAGAGUCUCUAUACAGCGACUGGAGCUCAGUGGAAGGUUGUCUCAUAGUGUUAUAAUAUUGAUCAGUUUUCUUCCGCAAACAUAUUCAUCACCGUGCCAUCGUCUUACAGGGGCGAGCCUUCAUCUCAUAUACAAAACGUUUAUAAUAACAUAUAAAAGUGACUACAACGACUUCGUGUUCGUAUCAUAGAUACCGUAUGUAUAAAGACGAGUGCCUUUUGGAGAUGCGGCGAGGGUAACGAUCGCCCGACCAAAUUUCCUGCAAACGGCUCGGGAUCCUUUAAAGUUGAAUUGUACGCGGUGUUGUUAUAGAGUUUAGAGCUAGCUUUACGGCUUCAUUUCAAUUUAAAAGGGUUUCUUUGUAAAUUAGCGUCGAGUGUUAUCACACUCAGAGUCUAUUGAAAGGACGCGUCCGUUGGAUUCUAGAGAAACGGCUGGAUCUUUUUAAUUGUGUCAAUUAAAUUUCGGCCUUUAUUGUAUUUCUUAAAUAAGUAUUGUUUAUAUUGGUUAUUAUUAUUGUAUUUAUGUAACUUUACAUUAUGGAUAGAGUAUUAAUGAUGUUGUUCGUCUUUGAAUGUGUUUAGUGAGCACCAGUUUCCGUUUGAUCGGCUUCGUCUGUAACUUUAUUAUAUUUGUUAGUUAAAAUAAAAUAUAUUUAUAAGACGAGCAAUGGAUGUCAGAGUAGAAGUGUGUUAGAGUGUAUCGAGAACAUAUCCUUUACUCCUGUUACAUCUAGAUCUGUACGAGUGUUGUAACUGUUGGUACCCAUGUAAAUAAUAUGUCACUAAUAAAAACAAUAGAAAAUUA
Danaus plexippus (monarch butterfly) is the source of this 2811-nucleotide messenger RNA. RefSeq names its product delta-sarcoglycan-like. The record is from RefSeq and is a predicted model, not a curated record. NCBI's taxonomy places the organism in Eukaryota, Metazoa, Arthropoda, Insecta, Lepidoptera, Nymphalidae. The coding region runs from base 429 to 1436 and encodes 335 amino acids. The transcript is spliced from 7 exons. Gene Ontology annotation, cellular component: sarcoglycan complex; sarcolemma. Gene Ontology annotation, biological process: heart contraction; cardiac muscle tissue development.